Molecule: messenger RNA, 1725 nt
Organism: Tremella mesenterica DSM 1558
Lineage: Eukaryota; Fungi; Basidiomycota; Tremellomycetes; Tremellales; Tremellaceae
Exons: 9
Biological process (GO): ribosomal small subunit biogenesis
Cellular component (GO): nucleolus
Molecular function (GO): RNA binding; protein binding
Source: RefSeq, a predicted model, not a curated record
AGAUAUCUACCGCCCCAUCUCCGCUCAGCUCAGCUGGCUGCAAAGGCCCAUGGUGACGUGGCGGAGACCGAAAAUCGACGGAGACUCGAACGAAAAUCUCAGAAUCUGUUGAACAAAGUAAGCGAAGCCAGCCUUGGAAGUAUACUUGCAGAACUCGAGGAACUGUACCAUGCCCACAGCAGAAAUGACGUGACUACUGUUCUGACUGACCUGAUCAUACAAAUGAUCUCGUCUCGUUCAAACUUGCUAGGGUCAUUCGUCACUCUCUAUGCUACUCUCGUCGGCGCUCUUUAUCGUGUCAUUGGCACGGAGUUUGGCGCCCACUUCGUCUAUACCCUGGUGUCAAGAUACAACACAUUGGCUGGCGGAUUGUCUCCACCCACUCUCCUGGCGGAGACCAUCUACGAGACACCGGACGCCUCGAAAGAAGGACUCAAUCUUCUCACUCUCAUUGCCGAGUUGUACAACGCUCAGGUAGUCUCGGCCACACUUAUCUACGAUCUCAUCCGGCGAUUUUUGGACUCGGGUAGUGAGGCUGAAGUCAUAGGAGAACAAGAAGUCGAGGGGUUGUUGAAGAUUAUGCAGAGCUCGGGACAACAACUACGCUCAGACGAUUCGGCCAGUCUUACGGACAUAGUAGGUGUGUUGCGAGGCAAGGUCAAAGGCAAGGAAAGCACCCUGACAUCCCGUGCUCGAUUCAUGAUCGAGACUUUGUCGAAUCUGAAAAACGGCAAACAGAAAUCCACUCAGAGCGAUGCUCUGAGCUUAGAAAGGAGAAGGAAAUUCCUCUCUGGUUUGGGCCGGAAGCAACUAAUGGCUUCUGAGCCUCUGCGGGUCUCUUUGAAUGACUUGCUGAACGCGGAUGUACGCGGCAAAUGGUGGCUCGUGGGUGCCGGUUGGUCGGGGAACCCGUUGGCAGAAGUACAGCCCACUCGAUCGAGGAAGAAAACAAAGAUCGAUGAAGAACAAGCCUUGCUUAAAAUUGCCCGAAAACAGGGCAUGAACACGGACAUCAGAAAAGCUGUUUUCAUCGUCUUGAUGACGAGCGAGGACUACAUACAUGCAUGCGACAGGCUGAGCGCCUUGACAAUGACAGAGGUACAACAACGUGAACACGUCAGAGUUGCUUUGCAUUGUUGUGGUACAGAAACCGUGUACAAUCCAUACUACACACUCAUUCUUAAUCACCUAUGUUCCUCCUCUUAUUCACAUCGCUUCACUCUACAGUACGCACUCUGGGACUUCCUACGCGAGCUCGGUGAAGAUAUCUCAGGGGAGUCAUCUCACCCAUCUGGCAAACUCACUCGGUCUGUUGGCAAAGAGCGGAUCGUCAACCUGGCGAAAACACUCGCCUACCUCGUCGCGAGGAACAGCAUUGACCUGACCAUCUUCCGUAUCCUCGACUUUACCUCGCUCCAGACAUCCACCCACAGAUUCCUCGCCAACUUUCUUUCUGUGCUCAUGCUGUCCACCCAGACCACGUCUCCUCUUUUCUCCCUUCCCAGAGCGUGGGGGUUAGAAUCCAUCGACCAUACGGCCAUCGAAAACAUUUUCCAUGAAAUGCUCGAUAAACCGGAACUCGCUCAAGGAUGGGCUUUCUUCAUCAAAACCAAAGCGUCAGGAAGAAUGAUAGAGAAGGUUCUGGAUGAUGUAACAGAAGGGCAGAAACAUUGCAUUGGCCAAGGGCUAAACAUAGUGUCUAAGAUACUCUCCCAAACUGUAUGA